Colletotrichum chrysophilum is the source of this 1614-nucleotide messenger RNA. RefSeq lists its product as uncharacterized. The record is from RefSeq and is a predicted model, not a curated record. Bases 1 to 1614 code for a protein of 537 amino acids. Gene Ontology annotation, molecular function: dipeptidyl-peptidase activity. The transcript is spliced from 6 exons. NCBI's taxonomy places the organism in Eukaryota, Fungi, Ascomycota, Sordariomycetes, Glomerellales, Glomerellaceae.
AUGUACCGCAACUAUGUACCAGGUGGAUUUGGCUACGUCCGUGCUGGCCUCAAGGUCUCGAAAUUCUACCAAAAGGUCGAGUUCAAGCCGUCGACUCAGAUCCUGCCCCAGGGAUGGGUCAGAGAACCAGGCCGUCGCCCUUUGAAAGAGGCUAUGACAUGGGAGAAGGACGUCGCCAUUCCUCUUCGCGAUGGUGUCAGGAUUCGUGCCGACAUUUUUCGUCCCGCGAAACUAGAGGGACAGAAGCUGCCUGCUCUGCUUCCUUGGUCCCCGUACGGCAAGACAGGUUCAGGUCACCAUCAAACCACCAAUUUCAAGUGGCUUGGGGUGCCUAAAAGCUCUUUGAGUGGCCUGGAGAAAUUUGAGGCCCCAGAUCCGGCAGAGUGGUGCCCGAGAGGUUAUGUUCUGGUGCAGCCGGAUGCGCGGGGCUGCUUCAACUCCGAGGGUGACAUCGCUGUGUUUGGAACCCAGGAAGGGCGUGAUGGGUUCAUUGCCGCAGAGCAGCCUCCUCACUUGAAAGCAAUUGCUCCAUGGGAAGGCUUAGGUGACUUCUACCGGGAAAGCAUAUGCAGGGGCGGGAUACCGAACUUCGAGUUUUGGGAUCUCCUCAUGCAGGAAUUCAACAGCCUCAAUAAGCGAGAAGACGUCGUCGCCAUGAUCAAAAAGUAUCCUCUGAUGAACGAAUACUGGGAAGAUAAAAAGCCAAAGCUGCAGAACAUCGAGAUCCCAAUGCUUCGGAUUCAUCCCACCCAAGAGUGGUUUGAUCUUUAUCAACCGGAGACCAACGACGACCUCCAAAGAUUCUUGGAUCAUUACCUCCUGGCGAAGGACAAUGGGUGGGAACUCACACCCAAGGUUCGCCUCUCUGUGCUGCGUUACAACGCCCCUCCCAUCUCCUUUCGUGCAGAGGACGAUUACCCACCCAGCCGGGUCCAGUACAAGACUUUCUAUCUGAACAGCUCUGAAGGAAAGCUGCAAGACAAGGCUCCUGCAACAGAUGCGGUCACUUCCUACCAAUCGGACUCAUGGAAGGACGACGGUGCGCACUUCACCAUCACGUUUGACAGAUACACCGAACUCUGUGGCUUCUCUAGAGCCAAACUUUUUGUUUCCUGCCAAGACUUUGACGACAUGGAUGUCUAUCUCGUCAUCCGCAAAAUAGACAGAGACGGCAAGGCUCUACUGAACUACAACAUCCCGUCCAUUCAUCAGAAGCUAGGCCAGAAGCCAGAAGACAUCCCAGACGAGAAUAUCUACAAGUACGUUGGGCCAAGCGGCCGGCUGCGGGCAUCGAAACGUAUAACUGCCGAGGAGCCAGGUUUGACGGACGAGAUGCGGGCGAGGAAGGAUCCUACCGAGCUUUGGUACCCACACUACGAGUCGCAAAAGGUGGUUCCAGGUGAUGUUGUCGAGCUGGAUAUUGCCAUUUGGCCGGGUGGGAUUGUGUUCGAGGAGGGCGAAUCUUUGCGGUUCGAGAUCAAGGGCCAUGACCCGAUUUUGCCGGAAUACCCGCCUCUGUUCGAGAGUUUGGAGAAUUUGAACGUCGGUAAGCACAAUAUUCAUUGUGGGCCAUCCUUCCCUAGCUACGUCAUGCUCCCUUUGAUCACCUACUAG